This is a messenger RNA of Talaromyces stipitatus ATCC 10500, 918 nucleotides long. Its product is annotated as CDP-diacylglycerol-inositol 3-phosphatidyltransferase PIS. Gene Ontology annotation, biological process: phosphatidylinositol biosynthetic process. The record is from RefSeq and is a predicted model, not a curated record. Gene Ontology annotation, cellular component: membrane; Golgi apparatus. Gene Ontology annotation, molecular function: CDP-diacylglycerol-inositol 3-phosphatidyltransferase activity. The transcript is spliced from 3 exons. NCBI's taxonomy places the organism in Eukaryota, Fungi, Ascomycota, Eurotiomycetes, Eurotiales, Trichocomaceae. The coding region runs from base 1 to 918 and encodes 305 amino acids.
AUGAGCGUCCGAACGCGAAGACAAAAGGCUGCUGCCACGGCCGCUGUUGACGAGCAACCAGCACCAACAGAAAAUGGCGUCGCCCAUGCUAGUUCUACGCCUAAGAAGGUGGAGAAAGGACCACAGGAGAAUAUCUUCUUAUUCUGGCCGAACCUCGUCGGUUAUGCCCGAGUCAUUCUGGCUGUAGCAUCGCUCUACUACAUGCCCCUCCACCCACGAACGUGUUCAUUCCUAUACAGUAUCUCCUGUCUACUGGAUGCCCUGGACGGAUACCUCGCGCGGUUAUUCCACCAAUCCACAACGUUUGGUAGCGUCCUAGACAUGGUCACGGAUCGUUGCACGACUGCAUGUCUUUUGGUGUUCUUGAGCUCGGCAUGGCCCCGCUACUCGAUCAUCUUCCAAGGCCUAAUCAGCUUGGAUCUUGCCAGCCACUAUAUGCACAUGUACGCUACCUUGAGCAUGGGUGGUGCCGGACAAAGCCACAAGGCUGUCGACUCUAGCCGAAGCUGGAUUCUGCACAAAUACUACACAAGCAGGACUGUGUUGUUCCUCUUCUGCCUCUUCAACGAGCUAUUCUUCAUUGGCUUGUACUUGCUUUCUUUCUCGUCACCGAGUCUUUCCCCGUCUCUCCUGCAGCCUCCUCCACACACCGAGCCGAUGACCGCUCAGCCUGGGAAUCCAGCCCAUCCACCAGCGGACACGCUUUUUGCCAGCCCUUGGAGUGCCGGUGCACUUGAAUUGGCUCGUGCAAACAAGAUUGACAGCAUGUUACCGUGGGUCAUCACCAUCGUCUCUUGCCCGAUCAUGGCAAUCAAGCAAGGCAUCAAUGUCAUACAGCUGGUCAAGGCUAGCAACUGGCUUGCUGAGGGAGAUCUCGCCAAACGCCGAGCUGACCGGGCCGCGGGAAAAUUGGCGUAG